Molecule: messenger RNA, 3798 nt
Organism: Gigantopelta aegis
Lineage: Eukaryota; Metazoa; Mollusca; Gastropoda; Neomphalida; Peltospiridae
Product: pre-mRNA-splicing factor ATP-dependent RNA helicase DHX16-like
Exons: 18
Coding region: 101-3229 (1042 amino acids)
Cellular component (GO): intracellular anatomical structure; catalytic step 2 spliceosome
Molecular function (GO): ATP hydrolysis activity; RNA binding; ATP binding
Source: RefSeq, a predicted model, not a curated record
AUCGACGAUUUGUCGUUUUGUGAAAAUGGCUGCCUUCAUUUAUAACUCGAAAUGGCUUUUUAUAUAAAUUAAUAUACAGUUUUUAUUGUCAUAUUUUAUAAUGGCAUCCGCUGAAACCGAAACAUGGGUUAAUGACCAACUCCACGACAUUCUUGGCAUAUCAGAUAAAUAUAUAUCUCAGUAUUUUAUUGGCCUGGCUUCAAAAUCAACCAGCCAUCAAGAAUUUUUACAGCGUCUCAAAGAUACGGGUACUGUCGACAUCGACGACAACAUCAUACAGUUUGCGAUUAAACUCUGGAAUAAGGUUCCACACAAAGAAAGAGUCAUUAAAACCCUGUCUGUUGAGCAGCAGUCUCAGCUGGAGCUGGAACGGAAGAACAAAUCCUACCAGUUGUUGUCGGACGAUGAUGACCUGGACCAGUAUACCGUACCAGUGAAGAAAGCUCGCACAGAAACAAGCAAGGUGAAAAGGAAUUUCCGCCGCCAAAGAAAGGAAAGUUCAGAAAGUAGUAGUGAAAGUGACAGAGAUGUGGGUCCUGCGGCUAGUUUUGCUGAUCAGGAUGCCGACCUGUCUUCUGACUCGGACUCCGAGGAUACUGAUGAUAAGGAGAGACAGAUGGAUUUGAAAGAAAGGGACGAGUUUGCCAAGAGACUCAAAGACAAAGACAAGGACCAGACAAGGAAUGUUAAAUCCAAAUCGGAAGCCAGGGCUUACGAGGAAGCAAAGAAGAGGUUACAGCUGGAGAGCGAAGACAGGAAAAAGAUCGUUCCUGAAUUACGGAAGAAGUCGCGGCGAGAUUAUUUGACAAAACGGCGACAGGACAAACUAGAAGAUUUAGAAGCUGACAUCAUGGAUGAAGAAUAUUUGUUUGAACCUGAAAGACUGUCGAAGCGUGAGAGAGUUGAGUUGGAGUACAAGAAGAAAGUUCUCCAACUGGCCAGACAGCACCGCGACGCGGGGGAGGUGGAGAAAACUAACCGCUACUACGUGCCGCAGGAUGACGUCCAGCUAGAGGACCACUAUGUGGAGGAUGCACACGACAAGGGGCCGAACCACGAACAGAAGCGGUGGGAGGAGGAGCACCUGUCGGCCGCUGUCCUCAGGUUCGGAGCCAGAGACGCCAAACACAAACACAAGGCCAAAGAGUAUGACGUCAUCAUGGAUGAGGAGAUCGAGUUUGUGCAGGCACUGCAGAUGCCAGGAACCGUUACGGAGGAGGACAGCAGUUCCAGGUUGACUGAGUCGGAGAAGACGAAGAUUUCCAUACAAGAAACGAAACGACUGCUGCCUAUAUUCCCAUUCCGUGAUGAUCUAAUAGCGGCUAUCCACGAACACCAGGUGCUCAUCAUAGAGGGCGAGACUGGGUCAGGGAAGACAACUCAGAUCCCUCAGUACCUGCAUGAAGCGGGCUUCACGAAGGGUGGUGUGAAGAUCGGGUGUACGCAGCCACGGAGAGUCGCAGCUAUGUCUGUGGCAGCUCGAGUUGCUCAGGAAAUGGGAUGGAAACUUGGAAACGAGGUGGGCUAUAGUAUCCGGUUUGAAGACUGCACGUCGGAGAGAACAGUUCUUAAGUAUAUGACUGAUGGAAUGCUGCUUCGAGAAUUCCUCGCGGAGCCAGACCUUGCCAGCUACAGUGUUCUUAUCAUUGACGAGGCCCACGAGAGGACGCUACAUACGGACAUCCUGUUUGGUCUGGUGAAGGACAUCACACGAUUCCGACCCGACCUCAAACUGCUCAUCUCAAGUGCUACACUCGACGCUCAGAAAUUCUCAGAGUUUUUUGAUGAAGCACCAAUAUUUCGUAUUCCUGGCCGAAGAUUUCCUGUACACAUAUUCUACACCAAGGCCCCAGAAGCCGACUACCUUGAUGCGUGUGUCGUGUCAGUGCUGCAGAUCCACGUGACUCAGCCGACUGGUGACAUCCUUGUCUUCCUCACCGGCCAGGAGGAGAUCGAGACGGCCAACGAGAUGCUUCUGGAGCGAACACGAAAACUGGGCACCAAGAUUAAGGAGCUGGUGAUUCUUCCCAUCUACGCGAACCUUCCGUCCGAGAUGCAGGCCAAGAUAUUUGAUCCAGCGCCACCUGGCGGCAGAAAGGUAAUAUUGGCCACAAACAUUGCCGAGACGUCGCUGACAAUUGAUGGGAUAAUAUAUGUCAUUGAUCCGGGAUUCUGCAAGCAACAGAGCUACAACGCGAGGACUGGGAUGGAGUCGCUGAUUGUUACACCGAUAUCGAAGGCGUCUGCCAACCAGCGUGCGGGUCGUGCGGGCCGAGUGGCUGCUGGGAAGUGUUUCCGCCUGUACACGGCAUGGGCAUACAAACACGAGCUGGAGGAGAACACCAUCCCCGAGAUCCAGAGGACGAACCUUGGCAACGUCGUGCUGCUGCUCAAGAGUCUGGGAAUCAAUGACCUCAUCCACUUUGACUUCAUGGACCCGCCCCCGCACGAGACGCUGGUGCUGGCCCUGGAGCAGCUGUACGCCCUGGGGGCCCUCAACCACAUGGGCGAGCUCACCAAGCUGGGCCGCAAGAUGGCCGAGUUCCCCGUCGACCCCAUGAUGUCCAAGAUGAUCAUCGCGUCAGAAAAAUAUAACUGUUCAAAGGAAAUUAUAUCCAUUGCGUCCAUGUUGUCGGUGAACAAUUCCAUAUUUUAUCGGCCGAAAGACAAAAUCGUUCACGCGGACACGGCUCGUCAGAACUUCUUUGUGCCGGGCGGCGACCACAUGACUCUACUGAACGUGUACACCCAGUGGGAAGACACGGACUUCUCGACUCAGUGGUGCUACGAGAACUUCAUCCAGCACCGGUCGAUGAGGCGCGCCCGCGACGUGCGAGACCAGCUCGAGGCCCUGUUAGACCGAGUCGAGAUGCCGCUGACAACAAACCCAGGGGACAACAUCAGCAUGAGGAAGGCGAUCACUGCGGGUUACUUCUACCACACAGCACGACUCAGCAAGGGUGGGCAGUACAAAACGGUCAAACACCAACAGUCUGUGAUGGUUCAUCCGAACAGUGCCCUGUUUGAGGAACACCCACGCUGGCUUAUCUACUACGAACUCGUCUUCACUACCAAGGAAUAUAUGAGACAGGUGAUCGAGAUUGAGAACAGUUGGCUGCUUGAGGUGGCACCACACUACUACAAAGCCAAAGAACUCGAAGACGGGUCGGGGAAGAAGAUGCCAAAAACUGUUGGGAAAUCCAAGGUAGACUUGGCUCGCAACUACUGAAUACAGCUGUUCUGUAUGGCAGAAACAUUUAUUGUGAUAUAUUUUUGUACGAGAUGCAUGAAGAAGAAAUCUCAGGAAAAUGUAGACUGUUGAUAAAUACUGUUUGGUCAUCAUAAUACCAAUGUUUUUUCCUUAAAACCCCUAUUAUGUCUGCUCUUUUUUUUUUUUUAUGACUCGAUUUUGUAAGAUAAUUUUCAAUGUUGAUACAGUCUCAAAUCUAAUCCAUUUAAUACAUUUGAAGAUCCUAAUGUGGAAAGUUAUUUAAAUAUUUAAAAUCCACCUUCUUUGGGAUAAUAAUCUUCAUAAACCUAUCCCAGUAAAAAUACUAGUCUGUUCAAUCAAGUUUAUUCAAGUUGUACAUACAUUUGGAAUUUUUCAGUGUAGUAAAAAUACUAGUCUGUUCAAUCAAGUUUAUUCAAGUUGUACAUACAUUUGGAAUUUUUCAGUGUAGUAAAAAUACUAGUCUGUUCAAUCAAGUUUAUUCAAGUUGUACAUACAUUUGGAAUUUUUCAGUGUAGUAAAACAAAUGUGUAAAUAUUAUUGCUAUUAAUAAAAUAUAUAUUUGUAAA